CACUAGUCAGUGUGAACUAAGGCUGGCAAACAAAGAUGGAUGUCUUUGGUGGUGCACCACGCUUCUUGGCCUACCCUCGUCCUGUGGUGGUGCAGAGCGGCACGGACGCUGCCCUCAAGUGCCAGAUUGGCGGUGACCCUCGUCCAACUGUCAUCUGGGAACGAAACAACAAGCAAAUCCAUCCCGAAGGCCGCUACCGUUUAUUCGAGGACGGUAAUGUAUACAACCUCAUCAUCUCUGCAGCAAGUGCAGAGGACAGUGGCCAGUACAUCUGCAAGGCUAAGAACAGCAUCGGGGAGACCUAUGCAGCCGCCACUUUGAAGGUGGAGGGCGAGGCACAGAGGAGGGAGCUCCGAGAGGAAAACAAGCCUCGAUUUCUUAUCAAACCCCUCUCAACUCGGGUGGGCCGUGGAGAAGAUGCAGUCUUCUCCUGCAAGCUGUGGGGAAACCCUCGGCCAGAGGUGGUCUGGGAGAAGGACGGCAAAAGGCUCAAUGAGAUAUUUGAGAGCACACAUUUCAGUGUGGGCUACCAGGAUGGUGGCUGGUUUCAGCUGAAGAUAUUCAGAGCUCGGGCACCUGAUGGUGGGGUGUACACCUGUAAGGCCAGGAAUGAGUUUGGUGAGGGGCUGGCAGGGGCCGUGCUCUUGGUCGAUGCUGGCCCGGGCCAUGAGGAAGAAGGCACUCGGAACGGUUAUGCAAACGGCCACUGGAAGGCACACCAAAGCAAACAGCGAGGUGGGAGACAAGUGGCCAUGAGACAAAAAGAAGACCCCCUACCAAAUACCACUAAAGUGAAAAUGUUUGCUGUAACGGAGGGAAAACACGCCAAGUUUCGCUGCUUUGUCACAGGGAAACCAAAACCAGAGAUAAUCUGGAGGAAAGAUGGGAAGCUAAUCAUGUCUGGGAGGCGAUAUCUUUUGUACGAAGACCGUGAGGGCUACUUCACGCUCAAAGUUCUCUACUGUAAACAGCAGGACAAUGGUGUGUACGUCUGUGCAGCAUCCAAUACAGCGGGACAGACCCUGAGCGCUGUCCAUCUCUUCGUGAAAGAACCACUGGUACGGUUCAAGCAGCCACUUAGUGACUUGGAGGUAUGGGAGCGAGACUUGGCCAUCUUAGAGUGUGAAGUCCCAGAGGACUCUGUCCCAACCACAUGGUACCUAGAGGACCGCAGGUUGCAGCCAGGGGCCAAGUAUGGGAUGGAAGAGUGGGGGACAAAACGGCGACUCACUAUCCGUGACAUUGGAGCAGAUGACGAUGGCAUCUAUCUCUGCGAAAUGGCAGAUGGAGGGAGGAGCAUCGCUGAAGUAUCUGUAAGAGGUACUAUUGUACGUAAGCUUCCACGGAAGGUAGACGUUCUUGAAGGAGAAAACGCUGCCUUCUGCGUGGAGGUAGAGGAAGAAGAAAUGGAAAUCCAUUGGUUUAAGGAUGGAGUUGAGCUACGGGAGACUCACCAGACCAUUGUCAAAUCUUUUGGUAAAACUCACAUACUGGUGUUUGUGAACACCUCACCCCAGGAUUCUGGAAUAGUAACUUUCAUUGUUGGUAGAUCCAAGACAUCUUCACAUCUCAGGGUGAAAGCUACCAGACACAGCCCACCUAGCUGUCCAGUGGGAGUUCAAAUUAACCUCGAACGUGCAAAUGCUGCCCUCCUCUCUUGGGUCCCAGCUCAGGACUCGCGUAGGAACCCUCCUUCAGGGUAUGUUCUAGAGAGACAGGAGGUUGGAACACAAGAGUGGCUGCAGUGUCUUACAACAGACUCUGCUACCUCAGUGGAAAUCCUUGGGGACAGCGUGCCAUGUGAGGCAGACUACCGAUUUCGCAUCUACAGUGUCAACAAGUACGGCAAGAGUGGCCAUGUGGAGUUCCCCAGAGCAGCACAUCUGGUCCCAGUAGCUAAAAUACAAGCACCUCUGCAAGAUGCUCUUGUGCCAGAAGGGCAGGAUGCUUGUUUCAUCAUUGACCUCUCAGCCUCGGUCAUCGGGACCUGGUUUUGGAAUGGAACUCAAAUUCAGGAGGAUGAAAGGUUUUCCAUGCGAAGGUCCCGAACACAUCACUCCUUGCGUAUUAGAGGGGUGCGGGACACAGAUAAUGGCGCGGAGAUCACUUUUAUUGCCUAUGGUAUAAGAGACUCGGCUGCACUCUACAUUCAAGCACCCUUAGUGAAGUUUACACCUCUUUCGGAGAUGGACCGCAAUAAAUUCAUUGAAGUCGGCAACCCCAUUGUAUUGUACUGCGAGCUAUCAGACCCUGCAGCUCCUGUUCACUGGUACAAAAAUGGGGUUGAGCUGCACACAACAGACAACCUUCACAUCCAGUCAGAAGGAACCAUGAGGAGAAUUGUUAUUCAGUCAGCUGAGUUCUCUCAUUCUGGAGUAUACAGCUGUGAUGCUGUUGAUGAUGUCAUUCGAUUUAAUGUGGAAGUAGAAGAACCUCCAGUAACUUUUGUGGAAAUCCCCGAAGAGAGUCGUCACAGAAGUGUUGUAGAGCUUGACCCUCUUGUUCUACAGUGUGAGGUGUCAAGACCUGAUGGCACUACGCAGUGGUACAAGGAUGGCGUUGAAAUCCAACCUACCGACAACAUUACCAUGCAGGCUAACGGUGUCGUGAGACGUUUUAUUAUUCGAUCAACUCAGCUUUCAGACAGUGGGACAUACACAUGUCGAGCAGGAGACAGCACGCUUCUUUUCAAAGUUGUCAUACGAGAGCCUCCAGUGUUGAUCAUCUAUCCCAAGGAAGACGUGCACCUCGAUCGGCAUGUCUCUGAGGAGAUAGUGCUGAGCUGUGAGCUCUCACGCCCAAAUGCUACCGUACACUGGUAUAAGGAUGGCCAGAAGCUACAGGAAAGUGAGAACAUCAAACUGAAAUCUGAGGGCCCUUACAGGAGGCUCAAGAUUCUGCGUGGUGCUAUAGAGGAUUCCGGAGAAUAUGUGUGCGAUACAGCAGAUGACUCCAUCUUCUUCCAGUUGAACAUAACAGAAGCUCCUGUCCGCAUCGUGUCCCCUAGCCAGUCCCAAAUGGAGCUGUGUCAACAAACGUCAGAGCGAAUGGUGUUGAGUUGUGAGCUCUCCAGAGCCAAUGCAGCCGUACGUUGGUAUCGUGAUGGGCUUGAGGUGGAAGAGAAUGACAAUCUUAUCUUGGAAGUUGACGGGAUCUAUAGGAGACUCAUCAUCCCAGAAACCACUGUGCAAGACUCAGCUGAAUAUGUGUGUGACACAGUUGAUGACUCAGUGACAUUCUUUGUGAAUAUUGCAGAACCACCGGUGAGGUUUGUGCGUCCUAGAAAGAUGGCGAGCACAGUGGAAAGAUUUGUUGGCAAUCCUGUAGUUCUUGAGUGUGAAGUUUCCCGACCAAAUGCACAAGUGAGCUGGAGGAAAGGAGGAGAGGAGAUUGAAGAGAGCAAAAACAUCACCAUUGUUGAGGAUGGCAUUUUCCGCCAACUAACCAUUCACUCCUCCACACUCGCGGAUACAGGACAAUAUAUUUGUGAUGCCAAGGAUGAUGUAAUGGACUUCCAAGUCAAAAUCAAAGAGAAACCAGUAAAAAUCCUAAGAACAGGAGAUAUGAAGACAGAGCAUCAUUGUCUGGUGUCUGAUAACAUUGAGUUGGAAUGUGAGCUUUCAACUGCCAAUGGUAUUGCCAAGUGGUACAAAGAUGGUGUGAAAAUUGUGGAAAACGAGCAUUUCUGCUUUGAAGAUGAAGGAGUUUUCCGUUCCUUAGUCAUUCUGAAUGCUGAGCUCUCAGAUACUGGAGAGUACCUGUGUGAUGUCCAAGAUGACAGCAUUGUGUUCCAUGUCACUGUACAAGAACCUCCAGUCUUCAUUUUGGGGAACUCGGAGAGUCCAGAGCACCACAGCCUGUUAACAGGAGAUGAUCUCAUCUUGGAGUGUGAUGUCUCUCGUGCUAGUGCUCCAGUAAGCUGGUACCACAAUGGGAGCCUCUUGAGUUCUGAUUCUCGUACGCAUAUUGAGAGCCAUGGAACAGUUAGGAAGCUUGUCCUUUCAAGACUCGAGCCUUCAGACUCAGGGGAAUAUACAUGUGAUGCCAUUGAUGACAAAAUGAUCACCAUUGUGAAGGUUCAAGAACUACCUGUCAAGUUCCUGGACAAAGCUAAGUUUAAUACUGUUAGUGCGUAUGAAAAUGAGAGUGUGACGCUCUCUGCCAUGGCAUCCCGGGAGAACGCAAAAGUGCAGUGGCGCAAAGACUCAGAACACGUCCAGGGCGGACGUUUCCACACCAGCAUAGAGGGGAAGACUUACCUCCUCACCAUUAAACCUUUGAAGAGGUCAGACAGCGGCAAGUACACUUGUGAUGCCGGCACUGACCAAAUGCACUUUGAGCUUGUAGUCAAAGAGCCAAGAAUUAAAUUUGUGAGGCCACUGAAAGAUGCAGUAGCUCACAAAGAUGGCGUUAUCGCUCUGCAAUGUGAACUGAACCGGGCCGAAGGAGACGUUCUAUGGCGGAAAGACGGCCGAGAGAUCACCCACAGUCGACGGCGUGCCAUCAGGGCAGUUGGCCGGGAGCGGACACUCACCAUCCAACAGAUAACUGUGCAAGAUGCUGGGGAGUACGUCUGCGAGUCCAAAGAUGACAGAACAUGUGCCAGAAUCAAAGUGGAAACACCUCGAAUUGUGGAAUUCAUUGCAGAGUUACACAGCACCACUGUGCUAGAAGGGGAGGACGCAACAUUUAAGUGUGUUGUCUCUCCUGAGGACGCACAGCUGGUGUGGCACAGAGAUGGGCAGCCUGUCGUUCCGGGCGAGAGGGUCACCGUGUCCAGCAGCGGGCUGUGCCACAUUCUACAUAUCCUCCGCUGCCAGCUCUCCGACAGCUGCAAGAUCACAGCGGUGGCCGAAGGGAUUGUGUCUAAAGCCAGCCUUCAUGUCCAAGAGGCACAGGUGCUCUUCACAAAGAAAAUGCACUCUGUGGCAUUUGAAGAAUAUGGGGAGGCCACGCUGGAGGUGGAGGUGAGCCGGGAAUCUGGGGAGGUGCGGUGGAUGAGACAAGGCGUGGUCAUCAAACCGGGGGCCAAGUUCACCCUCGGACAGAGCGGCAGGAAACGCACCCUCGCCAUCCACAAGCUGGCCCUUUCCGACCAGGGGAGCUAUCGUUGCGAGACUCUGCACGACUACACGCAGGCCAUCGUCCGUGUGGAGCCCAGGAAAAUCACUAUUAAGAAAGGACCGAGCCAUGUGGAAACAUUUGAGCGCGAGACAGCCUCCUUCGAAGUGGAAGUGUCCCACCCUAACGUGGACGGGGUGUGGCAGAAGGACGGGCUUCGGCUCAAACCCAGCAACUACUGCCGCAUGAGUGCUAAGGGGUGCAAGCAUAGUCUGACCCUUUCGAACCUCAGCCUGAAAGACACGAGCACCAUCACCUUCUCUGCCGGCACUGUUGGAACAUCGGCCAGACUCAUAGUGAAAGAACCUCCAGUGACAGUCCUGAAAAAGACGGAAGAUCUGAGCAUCCCAGAAGGUGCAACAGCCUCUAUUGAAUGUGAACUUUCAAGACAGAAUGUGGAAGUAAACUGGCUGAAGAAUGGGACUGCAGUGAAGCCAGACAAAAAGCAUCGCAUAUAUUCAAUGGGCAGAAAGCGUUUCCUUCAGAUCUUGAAGUGUGACACCAGUGAUUCUGGAAUCUACACAUGUGAUGCUGGAGAAACGAAUGCGUCCUGCUCCCUGGACGUGUAUGAGCGAGAUGUAGAGAUACUACACGGUCUUGAGGACCUUGACAUACAGGAGGAUCAGAACGCUGUGUUCAUGUGCGAGGUGUCCUUAGAAAGCGUGCCUGCAGAGUGGUUCAGAAACGGAGCGAAGAUCCGACAAACCAGCACUAUUAAGAUACGCCAGGAAGGGACCAAGCACUUUCUUCUGAUGUGCAACGUCAAGGCAGAGGACUCUGGGGAAAUCAAGUUUGUUGCUAAACAAGCAGAAUCCAUAGCCUACUUAGAUGUGGAAGCUGUUCCUGUGACAAUUGUAAACCCUCUCCAGGAUAAGACUGUUCUAGAGAACAGCCGCGUGGUCCUGGAGUGCACGGUUUCCAACCCCAGAAGCAGCAUCCGCUGGUACCACGGAAGUGAUGUGGUGCUGCCAUCGGAGCAUUUUGAGAUCUGUAGCGAGGGUUGUUACCGAAAGCUUGUCAUCCAGCAGGUGUCCCUGGAAGAUGACGGCAUUUAUAGUGUGCAAGUUGGGGAGCAUACAUCAUCAGCCAGGCUGACCGUGGAAGCUUGCACAGGUGACAUGUGAUGGGAGGACAGAUGAAAAACUGCCUUGACCUUCAACAACUUUCUUAGGAAAAACUUAUUUAUAUAUGUAUUUAUUGUUUAUAUUUUCAAAUGGGAAAUUGGGGGAAUAUAAUAGUUUCACUUUGAGGGAUCUGGAGAUUAUUUACAUUGGGGUAAAAGGAAAAGCUUUGUAACCUUCAGGAGGUAAUCUCAAAAUAAGAGGAUAACAAUACAGCACUGUACCUGAUCAGCAAACCUUGAUUACCAAAGAAUAUACAUUUUAAAGUGGGUCACUGCUCCAAAGUGCUUGGUGGACUAAAGCAUGCCCUAUGGAAUUUAAGUAAACAGUGAGAAAGGGCAGGUGUUACCUUCACCUAAAGUGCCAUUGUAGAGGAAUGGCAUCUAAAAAGUGAAACAAAACCUGAGGAAAAAGGAUACAAAACAGUGAAAUUCAUCCUUCUACUGUAGUACAUAAAUCUUUACAAGUGUGAAUGAUCAAUGUUCAAUGAAGCAAUAUUAAACAUUCUCAGAAAUAGUUUUUGAUGUUAUUUCUAUAUUGAUUUUACUUACGUUUUCUUUCCUGAUGUCAAUCUGUAAA
Scleropages formosus (Asian bonytongue) is the source of this 6821-nucleotide messenger RNA. Its product is annotated as obscurin-like protein 1. The record is from RefSeq and is a predicted model, not a curated record. Bases 36 to 6245 code for a protein of 2069 amino acids. Gene Ontology annotation, molecular function: protein binding. The transcript is spliced from 23 exons. Lineage: Eukaryota; Metazoa; Chordata; Actinopteri; Osteoglossiformes; Osteoglossidae.